This is a messenger RNA of Acanthisitta chloris (rifleman), 1376 nucleotides long. RefSeq names its product non imprinted in Prader-Willi/Angelman syndrome 2 (gene NIPA2). Gene Ontology annotation, molecular function: magnesium ion transmembrane transporter activity. The record is from RefSeq and is a predicted model, not a curated record. Gene Ontology annotation, biological process: magnesium ion transport. The transcript has 5 exons. Gene Ontology annotation, cellular component: membrane. The coding region runs from base 1 to 1086 and encodes 361 amino acids. Lineage: Eukaryota; Metazoa; Chordata; Aves; Passeriformes; Acanthisittidae.
AUGAGCCAAACUCGUGGGAGAUAUGACUUCUGUAUUGGUCUGGUGCUGGCUAUGAGUUCCAGCAUUUUCAUUGGAGGAAGUUUCAUCCUGAAAAAGAAAGGUCUCCUCCGGUUAGCCAGAAAAGGCUCCAUGAGAGCAGGUCAAGGUGGUCAUGCAUAUCUUAAGGAGUGGCUGUGGUGGGCUGGACUUCUUUCAAUGGGAGCUGGAGAAGUAGCUAACUUUGCUGCCUAUGCUUUUGCACCAGCCACAUUAGUGACUCCUUUAGGAGCUCUCAGUGUUCUUGUAAGUGCCAUUCUGUCAUCCUUCUUUUUAAAUGAAAAACUGAAUUUACACGGAAAAAUAGGGUGUUUGCUAAGUAUACUGGGAUCAACUGUGAUGGUAAUUCAUGCUCCGCAAGAGGAGGAAAUAGAAACUUUGAACGAAAUGUCCCACAAACUAGGUGAUCCAGGUUUUGUUGUCUUCGCCACCCUUGUUGUGAUUGUGUCUUUGAUCCUGAUCUUUGUGGUGGGACCUCGCCACGGACAGACCAACAUCCUCGUGUACAUCACCAUCUGCUCUGUCAUCGGAGCACUGUCGGUCUCCUGCGUGAAGGGUUUGGGCAUCGCCAUAAAGGAACUGUUUGCAGGAAAACCAGUGCUGAGACAUCCCUUGUUCUGGAUUCUGCUGCUCAGCCUUACUGUCUGUGUGAGCACACAGAUCAACUACCUGAACAGGGCUCUGGAUAUUUUCAACACUUCCAUAGUGACUCCCAUCUACUACGUAAUCUUCACGACGUCGGUUCUGACCUGUUCCGCCAUCCUGUUCAAGGAGUGGCAGCACAUGGAGCCCGAUGACAUCAUUGGCACCUUCAGUGGCUUCCUGACUAUUAUUGUGGGGAUCUUUUUGUUGCAUGCCUUCAAAGACGUGAGCCUCAGCCUGGCCAACCUGCCGCUGUCGCUGCGGAGGGACGAGCGGGCGGCGAACGGCUCCGUGCUCGGCACGCUCCACAGCUUCCCUGGAGACCAGGAAAGCUCUCCCUGCCUGGCUGAAGUGCAGUCCACAGAGAGCCUCUCAGGCCGGAGGAACGGAAGCCUCUCAGCCUUCUGAAAAUAUCUACGUGUUACUUAAGGAACAAACAGUUCUGUAACUCUGGAAUUUGGUUUUUUUUCUGCUGUGAAAUGUCUGAGCUUGUCUGGAAAUUCAUGUACUUUUUCACGGUAUGUGUAGACAAUCGUUGAUUUUUAAGUUGGAUUAGUCUGGAUAAAGAACACUGAAGCGUUUUUUUAUUUGCCUUAUUUUUACUUUAAAAAAUACUAAAAUGACCUCAGACCACAUCUGGUUUUGUUGCUUAAGUUAUGUGUAAAUACUUCCAUUUCAUUCUUCUGUUUUUCAGAUGU